AGUUUGUUCGUAGUGUUUAAGGUUCAAACAUUUUUGUUCUUAAAUCAAUAGGUACUGAAGACUUCAUUUUUAUACAAAGUUACAAAGUAAGGGAAAUUUCAUUAUUCCCUGAUUUCCACCUCGACCGAGUGAACUGUCAUCUACUGAAAUCGUCCAAUGUACUCCAAUACUAGUAAUGAUGAACUCGAACCUCGUCCGGCGCCCAAGCCCACACAGUUUCAAGAAUUGUCGGCAAAACCUGAGGUUCCAGAAUUAUCAGUCGUAUUCGAUUCAUCAGAAAAUAAUUCAAAACCAUUAAAUAGGCACCCAUCGUAUUAUACAAACAGUCCAAAUUCUCAUGAAACAUAUAGUGAAUGGAAAAAUCGUCAAAAUCGCUCACCUCCAGUACAUAAAGAAACUCGUUACUAUGAACCACGCGACAAGCAAUAUUAUGGAUCUUCCUCAUACAGCGAUUGUGAUCAAAAUCCUUACAGUCGCUUUUCAGACAAAAUUUCCUACAAAUCUAGUAGCGAUUAUCACAAAUGUGCCUGUCAAAACACACCUACAGUUAAAGAUAUUUACAACAUGAUGCAAUUACAAAAUGAUCAAAUGAAAUUUCUUUUAGAAACCAUACAAAAAUUGUUAGUCACUGUAUUAUCUAAUCAGCAAAACCAACAUAAAUGUUGUUGCUCUGAAAAUGGUCAUUGUAAAAAAGAUAAUGAUUCUAAAACAACAGAAGAGUUGAAAAAAGAUGUUACUCAAAAAGAAUAUAAUUCACAACAUUCUAACGAUAACAAUACAGAAAAACCACAAACAAAUUUAAAAAUAACUGAAACUGUACCGAAAAAAAACGAAUUAAAUAAAAAUUUUAAAUGCUCUGGUAAACCAGAUGUCACAUCCGUAACAAAAGAAAAAGAAAAAAAUCCAGUAAAUACUAGAUGCGAUAAUAAUAAUGAUGAGAAAGAUAAUAAAAAAGAGAAGGAAAGGACUUACUCCAUUAUAAGUGAUGAAUCGUUUGAUUUAAAUGCAAAUGAUGUUCAAGUAAUUGAGGAUCCAAUAUCUCCAGAACAAUCGAUUCACAUUGAUAUGAAAUCUUCGUCUGAAGAUAGUGAAAAUAGUGAAUGCGAAGAAGAAAAUGAUAAAAAAAUUGAAGUUGGGUGGACAAUGUAUAAAAAUAUUAUUGGACAAGUAAAUAACCUGCUUGAAGAUAAUACGAGUGGACGGAAAUCUGAUGUAGCUGAACCAGUAGAACGUGUUAAACAUAUAGCAACAACUACACCAAAGAAUUUUGAACCGUACAAACAUUUUAUGUUACCAGAAAAUAGUAAAAUAGAUUCCAGCUUACAGAUGCAAGCACUUGCCAUGCAAUACCUAUCACCUGAACAAGCGGUAAAAUUUGAUAUGAAUAAACAUUUUGUGCCAACAACACAACCUACCACAAAAUCUCCAAAUAACUAUUCUAUUUCAACCCUACAUUAUAUGGAAAGAUAUCAUCUGAUUGCACCUGAAAAAACUUAUACUUCAGAAAACUCUCAUCAAAAAUUGCCAACAGAAGGAUUAUUGAACAAAAAGAAAAAAUCAUUGCGUAAAAAUAAAACCCCUUCAAAAAUACUUAAUAUCACUGAACUUAAGCAACAACCAAAAUUAUCAUAACAGUAUAUCAUUUUUUUUUUGUUUUAAUUAAUUUUAUUGUUCUAUAACAUUAGUGUUUUAAAGUUAAGAUAGAUUAGAUUAUAUAUGUAUACAUUUUUUUUUAUUAAUAUUUUUGUAAUGCUCAAUGGUAAAUAUUAAUACAUUUUGAGCCUAUUUCAUGGGUAAAUAAUAAUUUACCAUUUACAUUUUUAAUAUACAUAUAUAUAUAUAUAAUUAUUGUAUUAUUUAUCAACCUCUGGAUUUGAAAUAGCUAUUAUUGUUUUUAAAACUGAUAAUAUAAUAUAUUUAUCUAAAAGAAAAUUUAUUUCAAAACGCGUCCUAUAACUCACUUCUUAA
Metopolophium dirhodum (rose-grain aphid) is the source of this 1968-nucleotide messenger RNA. Its product is annotated as myb-like protein F. The coding region runs from base 157 to 1632 and encodes 491 amino acids. The transcript is spliced from 8 exons. NCBI's taxonomy places the organism in Eukaryota, Metazoa, Arthropoda, Insecta, Hemiptera, Aphididae. The record is from RefSeq and is a predicted model, not a curated record.